AUGCUAUUCAUGUACUUCGAAUUCAUCGACUCGGGCACUGACGUCUGGAGAGUCCAUCUGGGGGGCGCAAAGCGUCUUAUUACCUGUCUACGCCAUGGAGAACUCUCUGCGAUAUCUCCCACGAUUCUCUUUCGGUGUCGAUGGCUCAUCUCCGAACUUUUAGUUUUCGACAUCAUCAGCUCCACCAUCUCCAAGACCGUCUCCCUCGAACCGUCCAUCUACGCUUUCACAUCGACCGCAUUCUUCUGA
Aspergillus tanneri is the source of this 249-nucleotide messenger RNA. RefSeq lists its product as uncharacterized. Lineage: Eukaryota; Fungi; Ascomycota; Eurotiomycetes; Eurotiales; Aspergillaceae. Bases 1 to 249 code for a protein of 82 amino acids. The record is from RefSeq and is a predicted model, not a curated record. The transcript is spliced from 2 exons.